Anthonomus grandis grandis is the source of this 1564-nucleotide messenger RNA. RefSeq lists its product as uncharacterized. NCBI's taxonomy places the organism in Eukaryota, Metazoa, Arthropoda, Insecta, Coleoptera, Curculionidae. The record is from RefSeq and is a predicted model, not a curated record. The transcript is spliced from 7 exons. The coding region runs from base 219 to 1397 and encodes 392 amino acids.
AAAAGUGCGACAUCCCACUGAAAUAGCAACAUAUUCGAAAUGAACUCGGUUCUGGUCUAGAUAGUCUCGUUUUGUCAUUGUUAUUAUCACUCGGAAUUAAAAGCCGAUUAUGAUACGAAAAUAAAUCGUUGUUAUCGCGACGUGUUGAUACGGCAUAGAGUAUAGGCAGAUUUUCAACAGAACCUACUUUUUUUUAAAUAAGUUACAAACCGCGAAAAAUGCCGAUUCCAUCAUCAGGAAAUUUAGGCAGGAGGAAUUGCAUUCCAAUUUUGUAUACCAAAGGAACACAUUACGAAGUCGGAUAUGACGUGGGUCGUACAUUCUCUGGAUUGAUCCAGAAUUUCUUAGAAGAAGCCGAAUCUACUCCAGGUUACCUUGGCGAAUACCUUGAAGCAUACAACACUCCUGAAGGACAAAAAGGCUAUGAAGACACUCUAAACUGUCUAAAGACCAAUUUUCCUCAGUAUGUGGAUGAGCUUAAGGGUACUGCUGAAGGAGCCAACGUUCCUUUUUACAAGUUAUUUCUUCUUCAUAUGGACAAUAUAAUAUUAAGCGCGGCCGAGAAGAAGUUAAUUGAUCACCCUACAGGUUGUUCAACUAUAUGUAUCAAUGAAAAAGGUCAAGAACUUCUUGGUCACACUGAAGAUGCCUUAGCACUAACUCUAAACUAUUACUACUUCGUAUCAGCCCACAUAAUCACAGAUAAACCACAAGGAAAAUGGGGAGUCAAAGAGGAGAAGUUCACUUCCCUUUGCUACGCCGGUCAUCUACCGGGUUACACCAUGAGCUACAACCACCAUGGACUAGUAUUUUCCAUAAACACAUUGGUCGCUAAAAAUCUGAAAACUGGAAAGACGCCUCGUCAUUUUAUCACACGAGCGCUUUUAUCAGCAGAAAACUUCGCUCAAGCCCAACAGAUUCUCAGAGAUCGUGGAUGUGGUGCUGGAGAUGGUUGCUCUAUCAACAUGACUUUUAUCAAACAAGAGGGCGACAGGUUAUUCCACAAUGUCGAAAUGGGGCCAGCCACUGCUAAAGAGGCGGAAUCGCAAUUGAACAUAUUGACCGUUAGUCCUGGAGAAUGCAGUUUUCACACAAACUCAUAUCUUAGAAUGAAAUUAGAAGAACCGGAUAAUAAAAAGAUGUUUGAGAGUAGCGUAGCGAGGAUGGAGACGUUUCGGAAAUAUAAACCUCCGAAAAAUGAGGAGGAUCUGAAACAAAUGUUGAGCGAUAGGACGCAUGUUAACGGUAUUGAUGUAUUUCGGGAUGCAAAGACUGAUUAUGUGAAGACUAUUGCUGUUGGAAUUUUUAAUAUAACUGAAAAAACAUGGUCCCUGUAUUCAGAUAGUCCAAGACAAAAUGACCCUCUGGUAGUUCUACCCCUUCAGCUGAAAAAAUAAGUUUAUCGGACAAAAAGAACAUAAAAUCCCAUUAAUAAAUUUUAUUCUUACUUUAAUGUGUAGACAAAAUAAAUAGUAAUAUGUCUUCUUAUAUUCUAUUUGAAUAGAAUUUAUUAGGCAUUAUAAUAUUUACAAUGUAUUAAUAAAUAAAAUAGAAACCUCCAUAA